ACAGUCUUGAUUUGGGGCGAGGGCUUGCAGGAGAUUGAAUAGUGGCAGAGACGCUGUGAAUAUUGACUUUUUUUUUAAAACCACACAACCAAAGUAUAUUACAAUACAGAACGGUUUCACGCAUAUUUGUGAGGAUAUAUCACCGGAAGAAGAUGGGUAGCUGCCUUACAGUUGGACCAAAUGAAGCCGUGGUUGUUUCUGGUGCCUGUUGUGGCUCAGAUGAGAAGACCUACAUGGUGGGGGGCUGGGCCUGGGCCUGGUGGCUCAUCACUGACAUUCAAAGGAUUACACUGGAGAUUAUGACACUCCAACCUAAGUGUGAGGAUGUUGAGACUGCUGAAGGGGUCGCCAUCACUGUCACUGGGGUGGCACAGAUCAAAGUGAUGACAGAUCAUGAUCUUUUGGCAAUUGCUUGCGAGCAGUUUUUGGGCAAAUCCGUCCCUGAAAUCAAAGGAGUGGUUUUGCAAACCUUGGAGGGACAUUUACGCUCAAUUCUAGGCACACUGACAGUGGAGCAAAUCUACCAGGACAGGGACAAGUUUGCCCAGCUGGUAAGGGAGGUGGCAGCUCCCGACGUGGGCAGGAUGGGCAUCGAGAUCCUCAGCUUCACUAUCAAGGAUGUCUAUGAUAAACUGGACUACCUGAGCUCCCUGGGGAAAACUCAGACAGCAGCAGUUCAGAGGGAUGCAGACAUCGGUGUGGCAGAGGCAGAAAGGGAUGCUGGGAUAAGAGAAGCAGAGUGCAAGAAGGAGAUGAUGGAUGUCAAGUUCCUGGCCGACACCAAGAUGGCCGACUCCAAACGAAAACUUGAACUGCAGAAGGCUGCUUUCAACCAAGAAGUCAACACCAAGAAAGCGGAAGCUCAGCUGGCCUAUGAGCUGCAGGCAGCUAAAGAACAGCAGAAGAUCAGGUUGGAGGAGAUAGAGAUUGAAGUGGUUCAGAGGAAGAAGCAGAUCACCAUUGAGGAGAAGGAGAUAGUCCGCACAGAGAAGGAGCUCAUCGCCAUGGUGAAGAGGCCUGCCGAGGCAGAGGCAUACAAGAUGCAGCAGCUGGCUGAGGGACAGAAGAUGAAGAAGGUUCUGAUGGCCCAGGCGGAGGCAGAGAAGAUCCGGAGGAUAGGCGAGGCAGAGGCCUGCUCCAUAGAGGCUAUAGGGAAGGCUGAGGCUGAGAAGAUGAGGCUGAAGGCUGAGGCCUACCAGCAGUAUGGAGAGGCAGCCAAGACUGCUCUGGUCCUGGAGGCCCUACCCAAGAUUGCAGCCAAGGUGGCGGCACCGCUGGCCAGGACCAAUGAGAUAGUCAUCCUGAGCGGGAAGGGCAACCGUGUGACUGGGGAAGUGAAUCGCCUCCUGGCUGAACUUCCAGUGUCCGUCAACGCCCUCACUGGAAUUGACCUAUCAAAGAUCCCACUACUGCAGAAGAUGACCUAUGCUCAGGCCUGAAAACACUCUCCCUUCUACUCCGAUAUCUGUUUUAUGCACUCCCAUAGACUGCCUUCAAUACACUUAAAAUUAUAUAUAUAUACACACACACACACACAGUGGGGAUAACAAGUAUUUGAUACACUGCCGAUUUUGCAGGUUUUCCUACUUACAAAGCAUGUAGAGGUCUGUAAUUUUUAUCAUAGGUACACUUCAACUGUGAGAGAUGGAAUCUAAAACAAAAAUCCAGAAAAUCACAUUGUAUGAUUUUUAAGUAAUUCAUUAGAAUUUUAUUGCAUGACAUAAGUAUUUGAUACAUCAGAAAAGCAGAACUUAAUAUUUGGUACAGAAACCUUUGUUUGCAAUUACAGAGAUCAUAUGUUUCCUGUAGUGCUUGACCAGGUUUGCACACACUGCAGCAGGGAUUUUGGCCCACUCCUCCAUACAGACCUUCUCCAGAUCCUUCAGGUUUCGGGGCUGUCCCUGGGCAAUACGGACUUUCAGCUCCCUCCAAAGAUUUUCUAUUGGGUUCAGGUCUGGAGACUGGCUAGGCCACUCCAGGACCUUGAUGCUUCUUACGGAGCCACUCCUUAGUUGCCCUGGCUGUGUGUUUUGGGUCGUUGUCAUGCUGGAAGACCCAGCCACGACCCAUCUUCAAUACUCUUACUGAGGGAAGGAGGUUGUUGACCAGGAUCUCGCAAUACAUGGCCCCAUCCAUCCUCCCCUCAAUACGGUGCAGUCGUCCUGUCCCCUUUGCAGAAAAGCAUCCCCAAAGAAUGAUGUUUCCACCUCCAUGCUUCACGGUUGGGAUGGUGUUCUUGGGGUUGUACUCAUCCUUCUUCUUCCUCCAAACACGGGGAGUGGAGUUUUGACCAAAAAGCUCUCUUUUUGUCUCAUCAGACCACAUGACCUUCUCCCAUUCUUCCUCUGGAUCAUCCAGAUGGUCAUUGGCAAACUUCAGACGGGCCUGGACAUGCGCUGGCUUGAGCGGUGGGACCUUGCGUGCGCUGCAGGAUUUUAAUCCAUGACGGCGUAGUGUGUUACUAAUGGUUUUCUUUGAGACUGUGGUCCCAGCUCUCUCCAGGUCAUUGACCAGGUCCUGCCGUGUAGUUCUGGGCUGAUCCCUCACCUUCCUCAUGAUCAUUGAUGCCCCACGAGACGAGGUGAGAUCUUGCAUGGAGCCCCAGACCAAUGGUGAUUGACCGUCAUCUUGAACUUCCAUUUUCUAAUAAUUGCGCCAACAAUUGUUGCCUUCUCACCAAGCUGCUUGCCUAUUGUCCUGUAGCCCAUCCCAGCCUUGUACAGGUCUACAAUUUUAUCCCUGAUGUCCUUCCAGAGCUCUCUGGUCUUGGCCAUUGUGGAGAGGUUGGAGUCUGUUUGAUUGAGUGUGUGGACAGGUGCAGUUAAUACAGGUAAUGAGUGGAGAACAGGAGGGCUUCCUAAAAAAAAGAACAGGUCUGUGAGAGCUGGAAUUCUUACUGGUUGGUAGGUGAUCAAAUACUUAUGUCAUGCAAUAAAAUGCUAAUUAAUUACCUAUAAAUCAUACAAUGGGAUUUUCUGGAUUGUUUUUUUAGAUUCUGUCUCACACAGUUGAAGUGUACCUAUGAUUAAAAAAAUUGCAGACCUCUGCAUGCUUUGUAAGUUCGAAAACCUGCAAAAUCUGCAGUGUAUCAAAUAAUGGUUCUCCCCACUGUAUAUAUUUUUUUUUAUAUGAAGUGGAAUUUUUUUUAACCUCUGGUGCCUUAAUUUCUACAGGACCAGAAUAUCUGCAUGUACUGCUGCUCCUUUAUAUGCUCUAUGUAUCUUCGAGUUCACUACUUUUUUAAUCAUGGAAGCCUUUUACAAUCAGUAGAUCACAUGGGAUGCAUUGUUAUCAUUUAGCAUGAACUGAGCCUUUUUUUGUUUAACUUGUAUACCUCUCUAGUCUCUACCUUACCAUGUAAUUUCAGUGAACAGUUAGCUGUUAAGAGCAACCUCAGUGAUUUUCUUCCAAUGGUGUACUCACCUUGCCAAUUAUACACUUCAUGAUUACUGAAUCAUUAUCCAUUCUUGCUAUCGCGUGAUUAUUGUAUAGGUUAUGGAAGUUACUGUACUCUAAUGUAUAUAACUUUUAAUUUAACUGAUUUCAUUUGUAUCCUUUAUGAUGAGUUAUGGGUCUUUGCAAUCAGGUGACAAGUUGUAUGAAGUGCUACAUAAAAUAAGGUGCUUACUAUCCUCAAAUUUAUUUAGGCUUCUACUACAAAACUCUGAGUAACUGGGAAUUCUUCCCACUCAACAAGCAAUCAUGUGUUUUCAUUUAGUUGUAUGUUGUAAAAAAUAUGUUUAGUACAUUAUUCCACCACUUUAAUUUAUAGCAACAAUAAUGGCCUUUUUUAUUUAUUUUACUAAUCACAGAAACCUGAUUGCCAGACCUUUAUUUCUUUGGCUACGAUGCAUGUUUCUAAUUUGGCUCAAAGUAAGUUGAAGUACUGAAUUGACUUGAAGUUUGAGGGAGAGAUUAUGAACUUUGUGGGAUGCUAUGAUCCAGGGUAAUUUAUUGAGAGAUCUCUUUGCCCUGGAGAAGGUUCAGUAUGUGAAAUAUUGAAGGGUUUUUGAGUCAAGAAGUAAAAUGGUGUUACUCAUAGCCAAAUACUAAUCAUUGCACCUUAUCAUUUUUUUAUCAUUUUUUAUUAUACAUUAUCAUUUUUUUUAUAUAUAUAAAUUUUUAAAAACAUGAGCUGGGAUAUGUUUAAAAAAUGAGUUUGUUCAUUCUGUUGAUUUCUUAAUUUCAUGUUUCAUUUGAUUAGUGUGACUUGACUAUAACAUUGACAGACACUUGUUUUUUUUUUGGGGGGGGGGGGGGGGGGGUUGCAGUUUUAUAUAGUAAUAUGUCAAUGUUAAACCAUGUAAGACAGCCCUUCAGGUUCUGUGCACAAUGUAAUUUUUGCUAAAGAUAACUUUGUAUAUCAUACACUUGUCAGAGAAAGAUAUCACUCCUGUUCAGACAAUGCUAUUCAAUGUAUUUAGUAAUUUAUCUUGCUUUUAAUGAAAUAUAAUUGUGAAAAUGGGUGUAUGUGCUGUUAUACUAUUGUCAUUCCACAUUACCUCCAUGUUUAUGAUCUGUUUGUUGAGCUCAUUCCAAGACGGAUAAUCACAAUCUGAUUAUAUUGGCUUUUUUGUGGAGGUAGACUAACUUUCUUAUUGUUUAGUAUCACUAUUUACGUUAUAAUCUUAAACAAGGUGGAGAGUAGCCCUUUGUACAAGGAUGGGGAAAUGGUAGGUCUUGUUCAUUUUUAAUAUAUGUGGAUGCCAUCAUCACUGAUUUGGUGACUUGCACUAUUUAACAUAAGAUCAUGGGAAAUGGCAAACCAAGAUGGGAAAAGUCCAGCUGUCAUGUAAGUAGACAGAUUCUAACUUGCUCAGUGCUUUUUUUGUAAAGAACAUCAGUUCUCAAACAAUGUCCAAUUGGAAAAAAGUUGUCCUUUCCCCCUCCCAGACAUAUUGUAACAUUCUUUGUAAUAAGUCAAAUGAAAGUUACUACUAUGAAGGACUGUGAAACUGUAAUGUUUAUUUUUUGCUGCCCUCAUUGAUUUGACUCAUUGCCAAUGUAAUUUUUCUAAUACUGUGAAAAUGUGUCAGUUGUGUAGCAGCUGUAAUUUAGAUUUUUGAGUUGCAUUGUGGCUUCACAUCCAAAUGCAUUGUUCUGGCUAAGCAUACAAUUUGUUGACAAACCACUGAAGAUAUUGUAUGUUUGAUCCAGAGGUAAUUUGGAAAUGUGCUUUUGUCAUUUUUGUGUGAGAAUCAUCACUUUACUGUUGUGUCAAAUGUAGAGAUAAUCAUUCACAGUGCAUGUACUUAUGCCACCAGUUUUGUGGUAAUGUAUAUGUUUUUUCUCAACAGGACACAAGUGAUCCUACAUGUGUGAAUGUUAUUCAUCUGUAACAUUAUAUAAAAUUACCAUAUUUGUCUUCAUCUGUCAUUCUAAUAAAAUUACAACAAAUA
This is a messenger RNA of Oncorhynchus kisutch (coho salmon), 5399 nucleotides long. RefSeq names its product flotillin 2b (gene flot2b). The record is from RefSeq and is a predicted model, not a curated record. Gene Ontology annotation, molecular function: protease binding. Gene Ontology annotation, biological process: protein localization to plasma membrane; regulation of myoblast differentiation. NCBI's taxonomy places the organism in Eukaryota, Metazoa, Chordata, Actinopteri, Salmoniformes, Salmonidae. The coding region runs from base 153 to 1439 and encodes 428 amino acids. Gene Ontology annotation, cellular component: plasma membrane; flotillin complex; cytoplasmic vesicle. The transcript is spliced from 11 exons.